AGCUUGUGGAGAAUAUAGAGGAGACUGUUGGUUUUGGCAAAGGGACUCCGAAAAUUUAUGCAACUAUUGAUCUUGAAAAGGCUAGGGUUGGUCGGACCAGAAUGAUAGAAAAUGAACCCAACAACCCUAGGUGGUAUGAAUCUUUCCACAUAUACUGUGGUCAUAUGGCUUCAGAUGUUAUAUUUACUGUUAAAGACGAUAAUCCUAUUGGCGCAACCUUAAUUGGAAGAGCUUAUGUGCCGGUUGAAGAACUCUUAGAAGGGGAAGAGGUGGACCGAUGGGUGGAAAUAUUGGAUGAAGACAAAAAUCCCAUACAUGAAGGUUCUAAGAUCCAUGUAAAGCUACAGUUUUUUGAUGUUAAUCGAGAUUUUAAUUGGGCUCAUGGAAUUAGAAGUUCAAAGUUUCCUGGGGUUCCUUACACAUUCUUCUCUCAGAGACAAGGAUGUCGGGUGUCACUGUACCAAGAUUCUCAUGUGCCAGGCGGGUUUGUCCCCAAAAUUCCUCUUUCUGGAGGCAAGUUUUACGAGCCCCAUAGAUGUUGGGAAGAUGUCUUUGAUGCAAUCACUAAUGCAAAACACUUCAUUUACAUUACUGGCUGGUCCGUAUAUACUGAAAUCUCCUUGAUAAGAGACUCAAGGAGGCAAAAGCCAGGUGGAGACAUCACCCUUGGUGAGCUGCUUAAGAAGAAGGCAAGUGAAGGUGUAACGGUUCUCAUGCUGGUUUGGGAUGAUAGAACUUCUGUGGGUCUACUGAAGAAGGAUGGAUUGAUGGCCACCCAUGACGAAGAAACCGAGCAUUACUUUCAAGGUACCGAUGUGCAUUGUGUCCUAUGCCCUCGCAAUCCUGACGAUGGUGGAAGCUUUAUUCAGGAUAUACAAAUUUCUACCAUGUUCACCCAUCACCAGAAGAUUGUGGUGGUGGACAGUGAGAUGCCUACCGAAGGGUCACAGAAGAGGAGGAUUGUGAGUUUUGUUGGCGGGAUCGAUCUUUGCGAUGGGAGGUAUGAUACCCCCUUCCAUUCACUUUUCAGGACAUUGGACACAGCACACCAUGAUGAUUUUCACCAGCCAAACUUCACUGGUGCUUCAAUUACAAAAGGUGGACCAAGGGAGCCUUGGCAUGACAUUCACUCCCGGCUUGAAGGACCAAUUGCCUGGGAUGUUUUGUUUAAUUUUGAGCAGAGAUGGAGAAAGCAAGGCGGGAAGGAUAUACUUGUUAACCUGAGAGAACUGGAUGGUAUCAUUCCCCCAUCUCCAGUAAUGUUCCCAGAUGACCAAGAGACGUGGAAUGUUCAAUUGUUCAGAUCCAUUGAUGGUGGAGCUGCUUUUGGCUUCCCUGACACGCCUGAGGAAGCAGCCAAAUCAGGUCUUGUCAGUGGGAAGGAUAACAUAAUUGACCGAAGCAUUCAGGAUGCGUAUAUUCAUGCUAUUAGACGGGCAAAGAACUUCAUUUAUAUUGAAAAUCAGUAUUUUCUGGGAAGCUGCUUUGGCUGGAGUUCAGAUGAUAUCAAGGUUGAGGACAUUGGUGCUUUGCAUCUCGUUCCCAAGGAGCUUUCUUUGAAGAUUGUUAGUAAGAUAGAGGCCGGGGAGAGGUUCACUGUAUAUGUUGUAGUCCCCAUGUGGCCAGAAGGGCUUCCAGAGAGUGGAUCAGUUCAGGCAAUAUUGGAUUGGCAGAAGAGGACAAUGGAGAUGAUGUACAAAGAUGUUAUUCAGGCUCUAAAAGCUAAGGGCAUUGAGGAUGACCCGAGGAAUUAUUUGACAUUUUAUUGCCUCGGUAAUCGGGAAGUGAAGAAGAGCGGAGAGUAUGAACCUUCCGAAAAGCCAGAGGAUGAUUCAGAUUAUCUUAGAGCACAGGAAGCACGGCGGUUCAUGAUCUAUGUUCAUGCUAAGAUGAUGAUAGUUGAUGAUGAAUACAUUAUUAUUGGAUCGGCCAACAUCAAUCAGAGAUCAAUGGAUGGCACCAGGGAUUCUGAGAUAGCAAUGGGUGCCUACCAACCAUAUCAUUUAGCAGGCAGGCAGCCAGCAAGGGGUCAGAUUCAUGGUUUCCGAAUGUCAUUAUGGUACGAACACCUUGGCAUGCUUGACGAGAUCUUCCUCCACCCAGAAAGCGAGGAGUGUGUCAGAAAGGUGAAUCAGGUUGCUGACAAAUAUUGGGAUCUCUACGCAAGUGAGAGUCUUGAACGCGACCUGCCCGGCCACUUGCUCCGCUACCCCAUUGGGGUGGCCGGCGCAGGGGAAGUCACGGAGCUUCCGGGAAUGGAGUUCUUCCCGGACACCAAAGCACGUGUUCUUGGUGCCAAAUCUGACUACCUCCCUCCCAUCCUUACCACCUAAUAGGUUAACCUUCUUGGCAUGAUUUGAUGAGAGUAAUAACUCAGUAACUCUUGUUCCUCUUUUAAUCCUAGUGCUUGUAGUAGAAUAAGGCAUUGUGUUGUGUCAUAACCUGCAGAUAGGGUCCGACUUUUCUGUAGAGGCGUGCAGAUCAGGAUUAAGGAGGUUUGGUUUUUUCGAUUUAGGUGCUUGACGGAUGUUAUUUUCUUGAGUGCAUUAUGUAGUCUACGUGUCAUCAUCUUUGUGUUCUGUCAUGUUAUUUUAUGUGAUUUCUCAUUAUUUUUUUCUGUAAAUUACUAAUUUCUCAUUUUUUUUUCUCUAAAUUAGUAAUUUCUUUGGUCACACACUCUAGAAAAAAAC
Molecule: messenger RNA, 2690 nt
Organism: Ilex paraguariensis (yerba mate)
Lineage: Eukaryota; Viridiplantae; Streptophyta; Magnoliopsida; Aquifoliales; Aquifoliaceae
Source: the annotation of a GenBank genome assembly